Molecule: messenger RNA, 1342 nt
Organism: Selaginella moellendorffii
Lineage: Eukaryota; Viridiplantae; Streptophyta; Lycopodiopsida; Selaginellales; Selaginellaceae
Product: zinc-finger homeodomain protein 1-like
Exons: 1
Coding region: 1-1116 (371 amino acids)
Biological process (GO): regulation of DNA-templated transcription; regulation of developmental process
Cellular component (GO): nucleus
Molecular function (GO): transcription cis-regulatory region binding; DNA-binding transcription factor activity
Source: RefSeq, a predicted model, not a curated record
AUGCAGCCCGACAGUUUCAAGGCCGAGUCUGGAGGUGACGCUCUUGCAUUUGCAGCAGCGCCGCCAGGUCAGGAACCACAGCCUCCUCCUCCACCUCUCCACGACAAGCUGGUGGGAAGGCUCGCAAGCACUCCCACAAACGGGAUGCCAGGAGGAGAAGGAGACGAUGGCAAGCAGCAAAUCGGCAGCUUGGUGAUGGUGCCGCCUGGGAAGAGCAGCGGCGGCGCCGGCGGCGCCAAAUCCAAGACGGUACACUACCGCGAGUGUCUCAAGAACCACGCGGCCAGCAUCGGCGGCCAUUCGCUGGACGGGUGCGGCGAAUUCAUGCCCUGCGGCGAGGAAGGCACCAUGGAGGCUCUCAAGUGCGCCGCUUGCGACUGCCACCGCAACUUCCACAAGCGCGAGGUGGAAGGCGAGCCCCUCGUCUGCGACAUUUGCCACAUGAACAGGAGAGAACGCAACCGCAAGGCCGCCGCCAUCGCUGCUGGUGUUCUCCAGCAGCAGCAGCAGCAGCAACAGCAGCAGCAGCAAGGUGGUGGCCACACUCCAAGCGCACUACAGACCACUUGCAAUACUGCUGCUGCUACUGCUUCCGCCUUGCCGCUUGCAGCAUCCUCGGCGGCGUCGCUGGGGCCACGAACAGGCAACGCCCCCAUGAGCCUGUUGGCGCUGAGCAGCCGGGGCGAGGGCGAUCACCACGACAUGUCGCCACUGAGUAUGAAGAAGCGGUUCCGGACCAAGUUCAGCAUGGACCAGAAGGAGAAGAUGUACAUGUUUGCGGAGAAGGUGGGGUGGAGGAUCCAGAAGCAUGACGAGGCGGCGGUGCAGCACUUUUGUGCCGAGGUCGGGGUCAAGCGGCACGUCCUCAAGGUGUGGAUGCACAACAACAAGCAUACGUUUGGAAAGAGGUCGUCUCUCGGCAGUCCCUCCUCCUCAUCUAUUGGUGGUGCCAACGUUCCACCCGGUCCAGGUAGCGGUGCUGCUGGUGGCGCUGCUGCUCCGCCUCCUCCGCCGCCUCAUGAUAUGCAGCACCACCACCACCACCACCAUCUUCUCUCCGAUCCAGCUUCGGUGCUCAAUCCUUCUCCUCUACACCAACAUCAGCAGCAGCCCUGAUGAUAUAUUUCAUCCGAACCAUACGCGUUUUAAAACACGACGCUCGGGACAACCCACACACUAAAAACCUUACUGAUUAUGUUUUCAAUUUGUCAGCAGAGCAGCAGCCUGAGCAGCGUUGCAUGCAUGACGACCGAUUUACAUUCUUGUCUAUCUCCCUGGUCUUCCUCUCUCAAUUUCCACCGUUUCUCUAAUCUACCAGCUGCAAAGCCCGAAUUCUUUUGUC